This is a messenger RNA of Rhipicephalus microplus (southern cattle tick), 1203 nucleotides long. RefSeq names its product gonadotropin-releasing hormone receptor. Gene Ontology annotation, molecular function: peptide binding; G protein-coupled receptor activity. Gene Ontology annotation, cellular component: plasma membrane. Gene Ontology annotation, biological process: G protein-coupled receptor signaling pathway; cellular response to hormone stimulus. NCBI's taxonomy places the organism in Eukaryota, Metazoa, Arthropoda, Arachnida, Ixodida, Ixodidae. The record is from RefSeq and is a predicted model, not a curated record.
AUGACUGAAGCAGAAGCCUUCGACGCACCCACAGAAGACCCUCACCCCGGCCAUGACACGCUGGACAACGUUACUGCACUCCUAAACAACGUCACCAAUGCCGUGGUCACGGAGGGAGUGAUGGGACCUCGCUAUCACAAGCGGGUUCGCAUAGGUAUCAUCAUCACUAUGAUCAUUUUGUCUGUGGUGGGCAACACUGUCGUCUGCUGCAACCUCCUCGUGAAGCAGCGCCGGCGGCGGGUGUCCAAGGCGCGAGUUCUCUUUCUCAACCUGGCCGUUGCGGACCUGCUGGUGGCUUGCAUCACGAUGGCGUCACAAGUUGUGUGGGAAGUGAUGGGUCGCCUAUGGAUCGCUGGAGACGCCUUCUGCAGGUUCUUCAAGUUCUUGCAGACCUUCGCACUCGUCUCGUCCACCUACAUGCUCGUGGCGAUCGCGAUAGACAGGUACAUCGCCAUCGCAACGCCACUGGCACCGAGCACAGACCCAUGGAAGCUGGCUGCCCUCACGUGGUUGACGUCUUGCAUGCCGUCACUGCCGAACGUUUACGUUUUCCACAGCGUCGAAGUGGCACCCGGCAAGUGCUUCUGCGCGUCCAUCUUCUACGACCGCGACACGCCGCUGUACCACCGCCAGAUAUACAUGGGGUUCGUGUUCUUCACGGUGUUCGUCGUGCCUCUCGUGCUGCUCAUCGCGUUCCACGCGGGAAUACUGUGGGCCAUCUGGAAGCACAGUGCGACCAAUCGGAACAUGAGCCGGCAAACCACUUCGUCGCUACCUCAAGCUAAGGUGAAGACAUUGAAGAUAACGGCCGUCGUUUUCGGUGCCUUUCUGGUGACAAACGUGCCGUACAUGGUGCAAGAGGCAAUCCUGGCCUUCGGCAACCCAGGUAUCCUGGAUGCCAACAUGGUGGCGCUCUUCGGCGUCAUCUCGGCUUCCAACAGUGCCAUCAACCCGUACAUCUUCCUCUACUUCCAGCGGCCACCCAGGGAAGUUGACGAUGAUGCCGGCUUUUGGCGGACCGUGGCUCGUUUCAUCCUCGAGUCACUCACUUGUCGCCUUCUAACCCGGUCUCGCGCAGGAUCUCAAAUGUCCACGGAGGACGCUAGCCCCUCGAUGCGCCAGUCGAAGGUUUCUAUUAGAAGGAAUGGCAAACCGACAGCUACGGACACACCACCCAACAUGAAGAGUCGUUCCAUGUGCUGA